CCAAUUUCCAUCCUUCUCUUCUCAAAAAGAAACUCUCCUUAAACCCCCUCAUGUUCUUUUCUCUUUUUGGUCUAAGCAACCAUGGCAAUCUUUAACACUCCCUCCACAGUCUUUUUGUCCUUCUCUCUCCUCCUAUUUCUCUCUCCACAACUUUCUCACUCUUCCUCCUCCAUCCAUGAUCUUCUCCGUUCAAAAGGGUUACCAGCUGGUCUCUUACCAGAGGAGGUAAAGUCCUAUACUUUCUCAGAAAAUGGACACUUGGAAGUGUUCCUAGAUGCACCUUGCUUGACAAAGUACGAGAACAGGGUCCUGUUUGAACAAGUUGUCACUGCUAACCUCACCUAUGGUAGCCUCAUAGGAGUGGAGGGUCUCCAACAAGAAGAGUUGUUUGUGUGGCUACCUGUUAAAGACAUUAUAGUAAAUGAUCCAUCUUCAGGGUUGAUACUAUUUGACAUUGGAGUUGCCCACAAACAGCUUUCUCUGUCUCUCUUUGAAGAUCCACCUCACUGCAAGCCAGAAGGUGAGUUGAGGAAUCAUGUGAGGAAGGAAAAAGGAUUUGAGGCCUUGAGGUAGAAAAAGAUGCCACAAUGUUUUCAAGCUUCAGCUGUUGUCUUUUUCUAUGUCAUGUUUAUAUGAUUUUAGCCUUGCAAUGCAACUAUAGUCAUAUGAAUGAGUAGGUGUUUGUAGCGUAGAGGUUGAGGUUGUUGAGAGCAUGUAAAGAUGUGGGGAGAGAAAGGG
Abrus precatorius (Indian licorice) is the source of this 738-nucleotide messenger RNA. RefSeq lists its product as uncharacterized. NCBI's taxonomy places the organism in Eukaryota, Viridiplantae, Streptophyta, Magnoliopsida, Fabales, Fabaceae. The transcript is spliced from 2 exons. Bases 82 to 573 code for a protein of 163 amino acids. The record is from RefSeq and is a predicted model, not a curated record.